Messenger RNA from Dermacentor silvarum, 1139 nucleotides. RefSeq lists its product as uncharacterized. The transcript has 2 exons. The coding region runs from base 20 to 1000 and encodes 326 amino acids. The record is from RefSeq and is a predicted model, not a curated record. NCBI's taxonomy places the organism in Eukaryota, Metazoa, Arthropoda, Arachnida, Ixodida, Ixodidae.
CAACUUGGUCACCACUCUCAUGGGCGCCGCGGUGGACCUCCAGUCGCAAAAGCUCAUAAAGACGUCGGUGACAAACCUGUCUCUCCUUGUGCCGCUGGGAAAUACGACGGACGCUUGGCUCAAACUGUUCAACAGAAUUCUGGUCCUCCCACCUGGAAUUGCUCUGGGAAGGCACGACGCUGUUAGACUGCGCGACCGCGACGUGAUCAAUACCAGUGUGUACCUCGCUGGGCUGGAUACGGAGACGGAGACUCGUUUGGCGCUCAGCGUGGGUCUCCGUGUUGUCGAAUUGCUCGGCUGGAUGGUGGACCCUCGGUUAGAGGCACCGCCUGACCCUCCUGAGGGCCAGCGGACGCGUCGCUGCUUGUCGCAAGUGCAGCACUUGGUAGGUGCCGCCUGGCGCGACCUCCUGAUCAUGCCGCACCACGACGGCGGAGUCAUCGACGCCGUGAGGAGCGUACUGCAGCGCGCCAGGCCUGCGCUACCUGGUCCAGCGGUGCUCUUCAAUAACGCGUCGACCGACUCUCCCGCGCUGCUUCAGGUGGCCCAAGGAACCACCGCCUUCUCCAGCUGGAUAGCUCUGAGCGAGGCCCACGCUCAAGAACGACGAGACUCAACGGCAGCGCUGAUGCUCGAGCCCUACUCGUGGCUCUUUCCGUUCUUUCACGAAGACCUGCCGGUGGCCGUGAACUUUGCCGGCCUCGGAGAGCUGGCCGCACGGCGACUGCUGGACGAGUAUCACUCCUCCCCAACCUCUCGGCGAGACCGCUAUGCGCUCAUCGUAGCGCUGUCGGCCCUGCGCUUGCUGGGCGCGUCCACUCCCGACGACCAGCGCCUCUUCUUCGUAGCAAUGUGCCACACACACUGUACGAGUACAGGCGAAGAGGCUUCCGAGAAGAGGGUCCGUGCCGCGCGCCGCUGUAAUGACGUCGCCAUGCCGUUGCUCGCCUUCAAGGACGCAUUCCGGUGCCUGCCCUCUGCUCGAGGAAAGAAGGCUUAGAUAUUAGGUAGACCUAUUUAUGUACUUAACAUUUUUAACUUGUUCAUUUGUGCUUAUUUAACAUUGCUAAUCCCAAUUAACUUUCAUCGCCCUAAGCAUACUUUCGUCGAGUGGUUUUGAGAGAGCGUUCAUGUGUGUU